AUGAGAACGGAGGUUGAGAUCUCGUGGAAGCCGCCACCUCCCGAGUGGGUUACUCUCAAUUCAGACGGCUCUGUACUUCAAGACUCAGGUCAUGCAGCAGCAGGUGGCCUGAUAAGAGAUCAUACCGGAUGCUGCGUUGCGGCAUUCACUAGUAACUUGGGGAUAUGUUCAAUCACCCGAGCAGAAUUGAGAGGAGCUGUAGAAGAACUUCAGUUGGCCUGGGAUCGAGGCUAUCGUCGGGUCCGUGUCGAGCUGGAUUCUAAGUGCGCCAUUCAACUUCUUCACAGCCUGAGUAACGAUCAUCAUCAUGCUGCUAUCACUGAUCGAUUCCAGGAGCUAUGUUCACGGGACUGGGAGGUCUCGUGCUAUCACAUUUAUAGAGAGGGCAACAAAUGCGCCGAUUAUCUUGCUAGUAGAGGGCAUUCCCUCCCUUUGGGUUUUCACACUGUUCCCAUUUCCGACCCUAGUUUACUUCACUUUCUCAUGUAUGACUGUCAAGGCCUUUCCGAACCUCGUUGUGUUGUGAAUGAAAGCUGA
This is a messenger RNA of Linum tenue, 537 nucleotides long. The record is from the annotation of a GenBank genome assembly. Lineage: Eukaryota; Viridiplantae; Streptophyta; Magnoliopsida; Malpighiales; Linaceae.